Molecule: messenger RNA, 3282 nt
Organism: Durio zibethinus
Lineage: Eukaryota; Viridiplantae; Streptophyta; Magnoliopsida; Malvales; Malvaceae
Source: RefSeq, a predicted model, not a curated record
CGCCCCCUCGUCGGAUUUGAAAUUCAAAUCGUCUUCGUCCCUAGUGAAUCCAUCCUUACCAUCAUAAAAAAACAAAUCCAUAACCAGCGCUCUCCAACGGUCCUUUUUCCAUAAACGCCUACUCUCUCUCUCAACCUUCGGUCCUUGUUGUUGCAAAUAAAAAAUUCAAACCUUAAUUCUCGCUUUUUUUGACGGGUAAACCUACAUUUUCUGAGGAAAAUUUUCACUCUUUCUAAGAAAAACAGAUCUUUCAGAGGAAAAACUUUUCGUUUGAAUUGUUAAGGAAUUAUUCAACAUGUCUACUCCGCCAAGUGAUCCACUUCUUCAAGUGGAAACAACGUGUGGAACCCUUCUAUAUGAACUUCAGAUAAUCUGGGAUGAAGUAGGUGAGACAGAUGCUGACAGGGAUAAAAUGCUGCUUGAGCUCGAAAGAGAGUGCCUGGAAGUAUACAGAAGAAAGGUGGAUCAGGCAAAUCACUGUAGAGCUCAGCUAAGACAGACAAUUGCUGAUUCUGAAGCCGAACUUGCUGCCAUCUGUUCAGCAAUGGGGGAGAGGCCAGUGCAUAUUAGGCAGUCUGAUCAAAACGCUGGAAGCUUGAAGGAGGAGCUCAGCAAAAUUCUUCCACAAUUGGAGGAAAUGAAGAAAAGGAAGAUCGAAAGAAGAAAUCAAUUUUUAGAAGUUUUAGAGCAAGUACAGAAGAUCACAAAUGAGAUUUAUGGAUACACCGAUUCAGUUUCUUCCAAAACAGUUGUGGAUGAAACUGACUUAUCCUUAAGGAAGCUUGAAGAAUUGCACAGACAGCUCCAUGAACUUCAGAAAGAGAAGUGUGAUCGUCUGAAGCAGGUUCAGGACCACCUUAACUUGUUGAACUCACUCUGCUCAGUGAUAGGUAUGGAUUUCAAGCUCACAGUUACUGAAGUCCAUCCUAGUUUAGUUGACUCUGAAGGAUUUAGGAGUAUUAGCAAUAAUACAAUUGGGCAGUUGGCAACAUUGAUAAAUAAGUUACGGGAAGUUAAGAUACAGAGGAUGCAAAGGCUACAAGAUCUUGCAAUUACCAUGUUAAAGUUAUGGAAUCAGAUGGAUACACCCAUUGAGGAGCAACAGAUAUUUCAGAGUGUUACCUGUAAUAUAGCUGCUUCAGAAGAUGAAAUUACUGAACCCAACACUCUCUCUGUGGAUUUCAUCAACUAUGUUGAGGCAGAAGUUUAUAGGUUGGAAGAGUUGAAGUCAAGCAAAAUGAAAGAGCUUGUUCUCAAGAAGAGAUCAGAGCUAGAGGAGAUAUGUAGAAAGACCCACCUGGUUCCAGAUUCAGAAAGUUCAAUAGAAGAUGCCAUUGAAGCUAUUGAGUCUGGGGCUGUUGAUGCUGCUAACAUACUAGAACAACUUGAACUUCAAAUUGGUAAGGUCAAAGAGGAAGCUUUUAGCAGGAAAGAAAUACUCGAAAAGGUGGAGAAAUGGUUGACGGCAUGUGAUGAGGAGUGCUGGCUUGAGGAAUACAACAGGGAUGAAAACCGAUAUAACGCGGGAAAAGGUGCUCAUCUUACACUCAAGCGUGCUGAGAAAGCCCGCUCCUUGGUUAAUAAACUCCCAGGAAUGGUGGAGGCAUUGGCUUCAAAGACCAUGGCAUGGGAGAAGGAAAGAGAGGUUGAAUUUUUGUAUGAUGGUAUUUGUCUGCUUUCUAUGCUUGAAGAAUACACUAUUUUACGACAAGAGAAAGAGCAAGAACGACGUAGGUUGCGGGACCAGAAGAAACUUCAGGGACAGCUAAUAGCAGAGCAAGAGGCACUCUAUGGGUCAAAACCAAGCCCAUCAAAGCCCCAGAGUGUAAAAAAUGGUCCUAGGUAUUCAUCUGGAGAUGCAAGCAAUAGAAGAGUCUCCUUGGGAGGAGCAUUGCUUCCCACUCAUAAACCUGAUUCACUUCACUCUGCAAAGGCUACUCCUCAAACACGUCCUAGUAAGAAAACUGAGCGAAUGUUUCACAAUGACCAUUUAAAUCAUCGACAGGAUGAUACCAUUCCAGCUUUCUCAGCUGUUAGGAGAGGCCUGGACAUUGCUGACAUUCCUGUAAGAAAGCGCUCAUCCAGUGCUGUAAAUGCUAAUGAACCCGAGUCACCAUUGGUUCGUAAGCCAUUCUCGCCCAUCUCUUCCACAAUAUCAUCAAAAGCCAAUAUGACAAACAAGCUAGAAGAUAAUGGUGGAACUUUACAGAAAAUGCUUCCGACUAAUGAUCUGUCAUACACUACUCCCUUCAAGACAAUUUGUUUGGUUGGCGAAGAGAAUAGGACACCAAAGGCAACGCCUAUUCCGGUGCCUUGUACACCUUCAACAGUGUCAGUUCCGAUGCAGACAGCCAUGACACCGGCUCCACCAAUACCUUUCACUGCUACCAAACCAGUGGAAGAAAUCCCUGAAGAGAUUGAACAGUCGUUUGAGGAAAGAAGGCUUGCGGUUGUGCUUUCUCAAACACAAAUAACAUCACUGAUUCAAUCUGCGAGCCUGAAUGAGGACGAAAUUGUUGCAACAAUUCUUCUGACUAAUGCGAGGAAACAUUCACAGAUCAUGAAAAUAAAGUACGAUAUAUCAUCAUCCCAUUAGUCUCAGCUAAUAAAAGGGAGAUAAGAAGAAUUCAAAAAGGAAAGGACUAGAAACAUGGGAAGAAGAUUCCGGCAAGACCUCGCUUCCCCUCCUAGUGAGGCCAUCGGCACUUUUGUUUCCUUCACAGAAGGUAUGCAUCAGCACUGUCUGUUGGAAACUCUUCAAUAGAAUCCUGCAAUCACAGACGAGUAUUCAGAAACAAGUUGCUGUGGUCAAGAUUAUUAAUCAGAUUUAUCACCACCAUAGCAUCCAAGUCAACCACAAGUUUCUGAACUCCCGCUUCACUGGCCAUUUUGAGGCCAUCCCUAAGAGCCCACAAUUCUGCUUCUACGCUGGUGGCCCUUGGUAUGUGUCUUGAAGAUCCUGCCAGCCACCGCCCUGAGUGGUCACGAAGGACUGAUCCAAUUCUUGCCUUGGAUUUCCAAGGGAUGAUCCAUCUGUGUUAAGCCUGUGCCAGCCUUAGGGAGGGGGUUUCCGUUGGACCCCAAUGAAGGAAGGAAGUGGAAUUCUUUUUGUUUUGCCCAUCAAAGCUUAAAUUCAUAGGCACGUUCAGUGACCUUAGCCACAACCCUUGUUGGAUCAAAAUUACCUUCAAAGACAAGCUUGUUUCUGGCUUUCCAAAUUUUCCAUAGAAAAAAUGUGAACAUUACCUUCCAUGGGAUAUUGUGGUUCAUGGUUAUGAAGUU